Messenger RNA from Dermatophagoides farinae (American house dust mite), 1549 nucleotides. RefSeq lists its product as uncharacterized. Gene Ontology annotation, molecular function: ligand-gated monoatomic ion channel activity. Gene Ontology annotation, cellular component: membrane. The record is from RefSeq and is a predicted model, not a curated record. Lineage: Eukaryota; Metazoa; Arthropoda; Arachnida; Sarcoptiformes; Pyroglyphidae.
UCCUUAUUUGAAUGUACCACAAUUUUGAUUUUUUUUUUUCUAUGUAAUUAAUAAACCGAUCGGUGGUUGUGUUUGAUAGCGAAGAAAUCAUGAAAUGUUCAUUGUUAAAUAUCUGUUCGAAUAAAUCGGGCGAAAAAAAAACACGUCAUAUACCAUUCAUACGGGUGACAAUAACGACAGCAAGAUUCGACGAUUUUUUUCUUUCAUUUGCUUUUGUUUUUGAAUGGCAACAUUAUUGAAUCUUCAAAAUCAAACAUUAAGAAUCGGUUUAAAUAAUGAUCCACCAUAUACCAUUAUGGAUCGAUUCGGCGGAAUCGAAUUAACAAUUAUUAAAAUGAUGAGUGUUUAUUUCAAUUUUACGAUCAAAUUGGUCGAUUGUCAUGGAGAAUAUGGUGCCAAACUGUCCAAUGGAACAUGGACAGGAUUGUUACGUAAAUUAAUUGAUAAUGAAAUUGAUUUCGGCAUCGGUGUUGAUCGACUUACAUUUGCAACGAUUUUUCCGGAAAAUCAAAUAAAUUUUGAUUUAUUAAUUAGACCAUUUUCCAAAGAAAUUUGGCUUUGCCUAUGGCUUUCAUUAUCACUAUUUCUGAUAUUUCAAGAGUUUAAAAUUUAUUUCAAUAAUUCAUUAUUAAUGAAAAACACGGGUAAAAAAUCUCUUAAUCAUCAUCAUCAUCGGGCAAAUAUUUUUUACAUUGCCAUCAGGCUUCUAUUGAAACAACCAUAUCAGCAAUUACGAUGGAUGAAAAAAUUGGAAAAAUUCUGUCUAAUCAUAUGGUGUAUGGCCAUUAUUGUAUUACAUAUUUUAUAUGGAACAUUUCUAUUUUCAACAUUGACCAUACCCACAAAAAUGGUAAUCGAUACGGUGGAUAAAUUGGCCGAAGAAUGUGGACAAAAUAAAAUUAUUAUACUCACACAACUAAAUAGUGCUAAUGGAAAAAUUUUAUUGGAAUCAUAUCGAAGAUUAUAUGAUUAUACGGAAAAUAGUGAUGAUGAUGAACUUGCACUAAAUCUGCUUAUAAGACAAAUGAAUUAUAGCCCGAAAGCCAAACAAUAUGCUGUCAUUUCCUAUAGGAAAACAUUGCAAUAUUAUCAAAAUGGUGGUGAUGAAAAACAAUUGUAUUACAUACCACCGAAUCAUUCCGGUUCAUCCAUUUCAAUGACAUGGAUUUCUUUUCCAUUUCGAAAUGAUUUCAAAUAUUUACAAUCAUUCAAUAAAUUACUUUCAUUAUAUAAAUCAUCUGGAUUGAUAAAACAUUGGUUUGAACGAGAAAAAAUGAAAGCAAACAAGUUUAGAUCAUUGAUGAUAAACACUAACAAAAAACAACAGUAUAAUGUUCCCCGUCACUAUGAUUACCAUGAUCAUAAAGAUGAUUCAGUCUAUGCUAUUAUUCGUACAUCAUCAACAAAUCUUCAAAUGUUAUUUCAAAUGUAUCUUACAUUUAACACAAUCUCCAUACUAAUGUGUAUUGUAGAAAUUUUAAAAUAUCGAAAAAAUUUUUUAAAUUUUAAUUUUCUCAAUUAUAUAUCCCAAAUAAUUAAUUCAAAAUAA